This is a messenger RNA of Neolecta irregularis DAH-3, 1659 nucleotides long. Lineage: Eukaryota; Fungi; Ascomycota; Neolectomycetes; Neolectales; Neolectaceae. The record is from the annotation of a GenBank genome assembly.
AUGGACAGUCGAACAAUUGGCGGCGGCCAACUUGGGCGAAUGCUUGUCGAAGCUGCUAAUCGACUGAAUAUCAAAACUAUCAUCCUUGAUGCUCCUUUCUCGCCGGCGAAGCAAAUCAAUUCGCUUCAACAUAUUGACGGGUCAUUCUCAGAUCCGUCAGCAAUUAAAACGCUUUCCUCGAAAUGUCACAUCCUUACUACUGAAAUUGAACAUGUUGAUACCCAAAUACUUGGAGAGAUAGAAAAGGAAGGAAAAGUCGAGGUUCAUCCUUCGAGCGAAACGAUUAAAAUCAUUCAAGACAAAUUCACUCAAAAAGAACAUCUCACCUCAAAAGGGUUGCCGACAACCCAAUCAAUACCAGUGCAAAGGAGUCGACAUGAAAUACUGACCGCUGGUGAACAAUUGGGAUAUCCCUGUAUGCUGAAGUCGCGAACUUUGUCAUAUGAUGGUCGUGGAAACUUUGUCGUAUCGUCGGCGGAAUCGGUCACCGAGAUUAUAAAGACGCUCCCAGAUCAACCUCUUUAUGUUGAAAAAUGGGCAGAGUUUGAGAAGGAACUUGCCGUCGUAGUCAUUCGUACAACGCAAGGAAACAUAAUCUCUUAUCCUACCGUCGAGACAAUCCACCAAAGCAACAUUUGCCACCUGGUCUACGCGCCUGCUCGCGUGAUGGAAUCAGUCCAAGCGAAAGCUAGAAUCAUCGCAGAGAAAGCUAUCUCUACAUUUAAUGGAGCCGGAGUAUUUGGAGUCGAAAUGUUUCUGAUGAAGUCGGGAGACAUUCUGAUCAACGAAAUUGCCCCUCGGCCGCACAAUUCAGGUCAUUACACGAUUGAAGCCUGCAAUACUUCACAGUACGAGGCUCAUAUUCGAGCUAUAACCGGUCUUCCGCUUCCCAAACUUUGUACUGCCAUGAAGACUACUUCAAUCAUGUUGAAUAUUUUGGGCGGAGAAACACCUGAUGAGCAUCAUCAAAUCUGUAGGAAAGCUCUAGAGACGCCAGGUGCUACAGUACAUCUCUACGGAAAAUUAGAGUCGAGAAAAUCGCGCAAGAUGGGACAUGUUACGAUUGUUGGAUCUAGUAUGUCAGAGUGUGAUUAUCGACUCGCCAAUAUUCUUACUUCGAAUGCCGACUCAAUGACCAAUCCUUCUUCUUUGACCUUGUCAUUGCCAGUUGUUUCAAUCAUUAUGGGGUCAGAUUCUGAUUUACCACGAAUGCGAAAUGCCGCAAAUAUAUUAUCAGAAUUUGGCAUACCAUUUGAGAUCACGAUUGUGUCUGCACAUCGGACACCUGAUCGAAUGUUCCGAUAUGCCCGAGAAGCGGCUGGACGUGGAAUUAAAGUGAUCAUCGCAGGAGCUGGUGGUGCUGCUCAUUUGCCAGGAAUGGUUGCUGCGUUGACUACAUUGCCAGUUAUAGGGGUUCCUGUAGAAUUAAAGACUCUUGGUGGAGUAGAUUCACUCCAUUCCAUUGUGCAAAUGCCUAGAGGGGUGCCGGUUGCGACUGUUGCCAUUAACAAUAGCACGAAUGCUGCUCUUUUGGCGAUCAGAAUGCUAGGAAUCACAGAAAAGUCAAUACGAAGAAGAUUGUGUGAGUUCGCUCUUGAAAAAGAAGAUGAAGUCUUGAAAAAGGCGGAGGCUUUUGAACAAGGAAAAUGGCAAAUGUGA